GCACAAUUUGAUUAGAUCUAGAGCCAACACACAGUCAGGGGAAAGAGGUCAAUAGAUCGAUGGGUAAAUAACCCGACUUUCCCACCGACUGUUCUUAGUUGGCUCUUCGUUAUUCCCAUUCGUUCUUUUUCGUCGUCUUGACUGUCACUCGUUUAUACUAGUCGUUAUGCUGUCUUCCAACGUUCUACGUGCUCUGGCACUCCUUGUUGCUACUGUAAAUGCAGGCCCCUGCCGCCCAACAACAACUUUAGCUGGAAACACCAUCGAGGCCACUUCAACCGCGACUGUCAUCGAAAGCACCGCCGACCUGACAUCCACUAUCGUCGAGAGUGCCACAGAGGCUGAGACAACCGAUAUUCCCACCACUACCACGGCGAUCGUUGAAGAGUCUACCACUACCGACGCCGCAAGCACCACGACCAGCGCUGCAGUCGACAAUACUUCAUGCUCUACUAGUGACGACUGUGUUGCAAACACAGAAUUGUGUCUGGUUAAUGGGCUGAACUUGUGCGUUUGCCUGGACGCCGUGUGCGUAACCGUCGACUAAAUUCUGAGCCGCCACCAUGCCAAUUCUAUCAGCACAUCAAAGAGCCCAGAUAAACGCUUACUCAAGCUGAUGAAAACUUGAAAUACGGCCAUCGACUUGGGUUGCAUAAGUCAUUGGGUAUCGUGUACCGCACCGCAGAAUUGGAAGGCUUGGUGUAUCCUAUGUUUAAUUCUAUCUGAGCGAGGUUGGACCAAGGAAAAUGUUUUUGUCAUUAUUCCUUGAAAUUGAUACUUUAAACUGUAAUUUUUCCUCUGGCUUAUUAUUGAGAUAGGGAUAUCGAAUAAAAAAGAUAAUCCGUGCUUCAUUCAA
Messenger RNA from Fusarium odoratissimum NRRL 54006, 856 nucleotides. RefSeq lists its product as uncharacterized. Bases 167 to 547 code for a protein of 126 amino acids. The record is from RefSeq and is a predicted model, not a curated record. NCBI's taxonomy places the organism in Eukaryota, Fungi, Ascomycota, Sordariomycetes, Hypocreales, Nectriaceae. The transcript has a single exon.